AUGUUUCUGAAUCGACACAACAAGGGCAUGAUCAAGUACCCGGGACCUUUUUUAGCCUCCUUGAGAAAUAUAUGGCGCGUGCGUGAUGCGUACGUGAACGGUGGCAUGCGUCCAUCUUAUGUUGCCUUGCAUCGCGUGUAUGGCGAUGUGGUGCGCCUGGGGCCUAAGGCGCUUUCAUUCGCUUCACCAGCUGCUGUUGAUGAUAUAUAUCAACCAGAAAAGAAUAUGGCAAAGGGUCACAAAAAGGAGAACAUCUUCUCAACUCGUGAUAUCCACUGGCACACUCGCUACCGCACCCUUGUUGGCCCUGGCUUUAAGAUCGUCAAUCUGGCACCCAAGGAAAAAGAAGUAGACGAGUUAAUCAAGAAGCUGCUACGCAACCUCAAUGAUGCGGCUCGCAGCAUAGAUAAAAGCUCUUCUCUCAUCGAUUUGCCGCUCCACCUGCAGCACUUCACAUUCGAUGCGGGUGGUGUCUUUGCCUUCAGUCAGCCGUACGGUUUCCUUGACCAGAAAACCGAUCUUGAUGGGAUUAUUCAAUCAGUUCGCGUCGGCUCGACGCAUUUGAACCGCGUACGCAUAACCAUCUGGGACAUGACAGUUUAUUUUAGCUUUAUCGCGCCUCCAAUGGCAUUUGCGAAGAAGUAUUUGCCUGCUCAACGGAUCGAAGAGCAGCUUAACAACCCCAAGGCAAUGGGCCAGCAUCACGACUUGCUGGACCAGUUCCUAGAGGCACAUAAGAAUAGCCCGGACAUUGUCACUCGGAACGAAGUGGUCGAUCUCGAGCUAAUAGUGGUUGUGCCUGCUUCUGAGGCUGUUCGUACUGCUAUCGCAGCCCUUAUCUAUUAUGCCCUCAAAGCCCCAGUGGUUUUGACAAAACUGCGCCGCGAAAUCGACUCCUUAGGGUUAGGGUUUAGUCCAUGCCCAUUCAUGCAAGUUCCAAAGCACGCUAAAUGUCGAAAUAUGUAUGUCAAGCUGGAGAUGGAUAAAACAGAAUUAAAGACACACCCAGGUUACAUGGCUAUAUCUCUUUACUGA
This is a messenger RNA of Talaromyces stipitatus ATCC 10500, 1035 nucleotides long. RefSeq names its product benzoate 4-monooxygenase cytochrome P450, putative. Bases 1 to 1035 code for a protein of 344 amino acids. The transcript is spliced from 5 exons. The record is from RefSeq and is a predicted model, not a curated record. Lineage: Eukaryota; Fungi; Ascomycota; Eurotiomycetes; Eurotiales; Trichocomaceae. Gene Ontology annotation, molecular function: iron ion binding; oxidoreductase activity, acting on paired donors, with incorporation or reduction of molecular oxygen; monooxygenase activity.